This is a messenger RNA of Dentiscutata erythropus, 422 nucleotides long. NCBI's taxonomy places the organism in Eukaryota, Fungi, Glomeromycota, Glomeromycetes, Diversisporales, Gigasporaceae. The record is from the annotation of a GenBank genome assembly.
GAGAGUUGAUGAUUUCUACUUACAUUCUAUGUGUUAUUCGGGCAAGACCUAAUGGAUUCUUUAAAAAUAAGGGUGUUAAAUUUGUUGAUCGUCAUAGUAGUCAUGUUCAUGAUGAUGUAAUUAAAGCAUUAAAUGCAGAAGGUUUAGAUAUUGUAGAAAUCUCUGGUGGAACUAUUUGUGUUUUGCAACCGCCUGACAUUUCAGUAAACAAAGGAAACUGCAAAAAAGCCUUGUAUGAAUUGGUUUCAGAAUGGGUAUUCCAAACUUGGAAAGAAAUUGACACAAAUAUAUUAACCAGAUCUUUUGAAGCAGCAGGACUUACACUUAAUCUUGAUAGUAGCGAAGAUGACAAGAUGUCAAGUCGCAUUCAAGCCAUUAUCACAAAUCAUAUGGAUGAAGUAACUUUUGAUAAAGAAGAUUAG